Corythoichthys intestinalis (scribbled pipefish) is the source of this 5818-nucleotide messenger RNA. It is a transcript of the gene acin1b, whose product is annotated as apoptotic chromatin condensation inducer 1b. The transcript has 16 exons. The record is from RefSeq and is a predicted model, not a curated record. Lineage: Eukaryota; Metazoa; Chordata; Actinopteri; Syngnathiformes; Syngnathidae. The coding region runs from base 34 to 3198 and encodes 1054 amino acids. Gene Ontology annotation, biological process: RNA splicing. Gene Ontology annotation, molecular function: RNA binding. Gene Ontology annotation, cellular component: ASAP complex; precatalytic spliceosome.
CAAACGACGCUUGUCGGGAGUACUUUCGACAAGAUGGCGGACGAGGAUAUUACGCUUGAUGGACAGCCUUUACAAUCCCUCCGAGUCGCGGAUUUGAAAGCUGCGCUGGAGCAGAGAAACCUGUCCAAAAGCGGGGCGAAGAACAAACUCAUCCAGCGACUGAAGGGAGCGCUGAUGCUGGAAAACCUGCAAAAGUCUUCCACCACUCACGGCGGACUGCAGCCCAACUCGCAGAUCGGGGAGGAGAUGAGCCAGAAUAGCUUCAUCCAACAGUAUCUCGCCAAGCAGCAGGAACUCCUCAGUCACCGACCUGAGAGAGACGCACAGCUCGACGAGGAUGCUGAUGAAAGCUCAACAAUGCAGGAAGACGACGACGACGACGACCAGUCGGACAACGACAGCUCAUCCGACGUCUCUGACAAGAAUCACCCUGUGGCAGACAGGACUGAAUUUCUGACACGUAGGCCAGAGGGCGCCUCUGCUAACCAGGAAGCAAAGGUGCAGAGGGCCACCUGUCCUCAGGGACACAAAGAGCCACCGGCCCCUUCCCCUCCCCGCGCGGUGGCCUCCCUGUCAGUGCGCGUCCUAGGCCAACCGGACCGCCAGGGACUGCCCCCGGCCUUAUGCAGAGCCCAAGAGAAAGAAGGCGUCGCGCCCAGCGAAACCGGAUCGUCCCACUCGGUCCUCCACCUCAGCAGAUCGGCCGGCGGUCGGGCUCAAGAGGACAGCGACGAAGAUGAGGACGACGACAACGAUAGCGGGGACGACGAGGAUUGGGGACCCGGACCCGGCGCAGCUAGAAAAGGCAACCGGGCACCUCCGCAGAUGCCCGCCAGUGCGGCGAGAUCCAAGCGGAAGCUUCAAGCGCCGCAACACAUCCCGCCGCCGCAGCAGCCACACCAGAACCUAAUGCAACUGCGCCACCCGACGCCCCCUCCCUCGCCACCCCCUGACCUGUUCCCCCUCCCCGAAACGCCCAAGCAGAGCCCGCCGGACACCGACGACAAAGAAGGGGAAAGCUCCGGAGCGGCGCCGCCGCGUCCCGUCCAGAGGCGAGACUCGGAGUCAAGAUCCCGCUCCAGUAGCCCGGAGCCGCCCCCGAAGCGUAGACCCGGCCCACUUUCUCUGCUGGUGCACAAGAUGGAGUCAGAGGAGGCGCAGAGUAGCGCGGUUCCCGACGAGUCUCCGGAGAGCCGGAAGACAGAAAAAUCCACAAGUGACGGAAAGGAAGAAGAGGUUAAAGUACCAGAUGAAGAAGAACCCGGCGAGAAAAAGCAAACUGCAGACGCUCCGGACUCUGGUUCCUCGUCGGAUUCGGACUCGCGGUCAGACUCCUCGUCCAAAUCGUCAUCCUCGUCAUCCAACAGAGUACUGUCACGCCGAAACGCAAUAAAGCCAAAGAGAGCCGAGCUAGGACGAGACGCAGAUAAUGAGACAAAGGCGAAGGGGACAGAGAACGGACACCUGCUGAAAAGAGAAGUGUCCGAACCUAGCGAGGCGUCCGUUUCCGAAGUGGAGCCUCACUCCGAGAGUGCCGAGGCCCGGCAGCCGGACGCGGUGCCCGCGGACGGCGACAACCGCCUGGAAGAGAGCACCACUCCCAAGGCUUUUGCCGCCCGCAAGAUCUCCCUGAGCAGCAACAAGACGCCAAGCGAAGCCGACGGCGGAGCGGGAGACGCCGAUUCCGGGGCCGCGGCGGGGAGGAAGAGGCGCUGGGGGUCCAGCACUGCGGUUACUGCAAAGAAGCCGUCGAUUAGCAUUACCACUGACUCUCUUAAGUCUUUAAUCCCAGAUAUAAAAGUGGCCCAGGAGGCAGUGGUGGACCUGCACCCAGAGGAGCUGCAGCUGUCCGGGGAUGAGGACACCCAGGACAACGGCCAGGGCGACGAGGACGACGGCCUCAAGAUCCGACGCACGGUGACCCAGGUGGUGCCCGGGGUCAGCCAGGAGAACGGGGAGACCGACGAAAAGGAGCCCACGGUGACCGUGGAGCGCGAAACCCCGCCCCUGCCCCCCGUGGAGCAGACAAAGCAAAGUCCGCCCGAGAAGACGCCGGACGUAGAUGUGAAAAAGGGUGAGCUCUUGGAACUCGAGCGUUCAUAUUUGAGCUUUUUGUUGACACUUGUGCGUCCUCAAGCUUCCCCCAAAGAAGCCGUGGUGCGUCGCUCCAUCAGUCAGCAGUGGUCCGGAGUGUCCAUCACCAUCGACGACCCCAUCCGGUCUACGCGGCAACCAUCGCCGCCACGCGGCAAACUCUCAAACAUUGUCCAUGUGACCAACCUGGUGCGACCGUUCACCUUGGGACAGCUCAAAGAACUUCUGAAGCAGACGGGCAGCGUGGUGGAGGAGGGCUUCUGGAUCGACAAGAUCAAGUCGCACUGCUACGUCACGUAUGCUACCAAAGAGGAGGCGGCGGCGACCAGAGAGGCUCUUCACGGGGUCAAAUGGCCUCACAGCAAUCCAAAAGUGCUCAGUGUGGACUUCAGCGAACAGGACGAGCUGGACUUUCACAAAGGCAUACUGAAGCCAACCCGCGAGGAGCCGCAAGUCCCCCAACCGGUCCCGCCGCAGAUUCGACUGCCCCCGCUCAUGCCCGAGCGGGACAAGGAGCGAGAGCGGGACAGGGAGCGUGAGCGCGGCGCCCCGGUCGUGCGGGACCUUUGGGCCGAGCGGCAGCGGCAGAUGGAGCGCCGCGAGCGGGCUCGCGGAGAGCGCGAGUGGGACCGCGACAAGAUUCGCGAGUUCGCCAGACCGGGGGCGGAGAAACGGGAGCGGCGCUCCAGGUCCCGAGACAGAGACCGAGAGCGACGGAGGCGGGAAAGGCCCAAGAGUAAGGAGAGGAAGAGUGACAAAAAAGAGAAAACAGAUGAGCCCCCCGCCAAGCUUCUGGAUGACUUGUUCCUCAAGACCAAAGCAGCUCCAUGUAUAUACUGGCUUCCCCUCACUGAAGAACAGGCGACCCAGAGAACGCUGGAGCGCUCCGAGCGGCAAAAGGAACGAGAGCGGCGCCAGAAAGAGCAGCAAGACGAGCAAGAAAAAAUGCGGAAGGAGCGUCUGAAGGCACGGGAGAAAGGCGGCGGCGACGCCGACCGGGAUAAGGAGCGAAGCCGGAACAAAGACGGUGAGCACCGACCCGGGCGGCCACCGCUGGGAUGGCGCUCCCGCAGCGGCAGCGACACCCGAGACAGGCGCCGCUGAAGGGAGGGAGGGCGGACUUCCUUGGGAUGUGGCCGCCGUUCAGAGGGCGCAACGUUGUCCUCCUGAGGUUUGGGAGGCAUUUUUUUCCCCCUUCAACUUCUGUGGUUCUACAGUUUAUUCCUUCCAAAGCCCUAUAAUAAAGUCCAAAAUAGAUACCCUCUCCUUCAAAACUGUUCUGAGCAAUUUUAGUGUUUCCACAGGUUUUACAGACCAGUGAGGAUUCUGUGUUUUUUAUUUUAACGUUCAUUUUGGAACAUUUGCCCGCUCUAAAAUCUACUUUAUGAAAUUUCAGCGUCAACCUGCACCUGGAAACUUUUUUGUUUGAAUGUGUUUCAGUACAUUUCUGCAAAAUUCCCCAAAUUUAGAGAACAUCAAAUUUGGUUUGUCUUUUAACAGCAGUUUUGACUGUUAUUGUUCAGAUGAUUUUUGUUGUUGUUUGCUGAAUGUAUCUCAAAUCAUUACAAAUAAGAAAAUAAACUUACAAACGCUAGUGACUUGGGAAAAGGUUGGCCUUUGGAUCUCUCUCUGCCGGAGAAGACAAAUCAGAGGCAAACAAACCGGGAAGUUUUCCAAUUCUUUUAUACCAUCUCUGAAAUGUACAACCGCAAAGAAGUCUUAUUUCGACUCUAGUCGGAACGCAAACAUGUUAUUACAGCAUCCGGAAGUGACGGUAAUUGUCCUGAAACUCGCCGGGUUUACUUGAAGAAAAUCUCUUUCGUAGCGUUGAGAUUGAAGUGCAAAACGUUUGCUAACGAAACAAAAAAAAAUAUGUACACUUUAGCAGGGUCCCUUGUUCUUCUACAGCAAUCGAGCAGUAGUUCCUGUUCCCUUACAGUAAUAAUCAAACAGCAGGUAUCGUGUAAUCAAGAGGAACGGUGGGAAUGUCUGGUAUCAGCAGUUACAUGGAGGGCUUCCUCAGUUGCCGCCGCCGCAAACCCGGCUCACGUGACACGGGUGGCAGAGCAGAUGAGAGUCCAGCGGGAAGCACUGCGAGCCGGGCUUAUCUGAGAGCUGCUUGCCGCACUCCUGCGAAGACCAGAUAAGGUCGGAGUGACGUCAAUCCGCGCAAACAAAAGAACGUGACGCUGACUCACCUCGCAGUGGUAGCACUCGAAAUGAUAGUCCUUAUUCAUGGACACCACCCUGAGGAUCUCCUCGCUGCCCUGAAAAAUAAGUCCGGAAGAUCAACCAUCACUGUAGAAAUUUGGGAGUUGGCGAUGCUUACCUCGGUGGGCAAAAUGGGCUGCAAGCAGGCAGCACAUUUGGGGGCGAAAGUCCUGCGGAACAGAAGACACGACUGUUCAGCAAAAAAAAAUCACGUGCGGGGUUUUACGAGGUUCUGAUACUUGUUGUAGUCGGCCACGCAGUAGAUGUUGCUGUGCUGGUCCACGGUGAAGGGCACGCCGUCCAAGGCCUUGGAGCACACCACGCAACGGAAGCAGCCGGGAUGGUACGAGUUCCCCAGCGCCUGCAGGAUCUGGAAGCCAUAACAUCCAUUUUAGGAGUCAGAUGUGAAGGUUUUUGUGGGAAUGUCAAGAACCCUGAGCUGAAAUCGGACAAAGAAUCUCGUCGACCGCACAAGGCAGCUUCUGGACUUUCUCAUCUAUUCAGAGCUGUGGUCAGUUUGUUCACCACUGGCUUUAUUUAUGCAAAAUGUCAAGGGAACGAGACUACGGGUCCAAAAGGAUUAAUUCAGUCUAAUGCUACCAAACCCAACGAACACAUCUUUGAUUAUACACACACGGCAAGAACAGCACAUUAUUUUCAAAUAAUUAAACCCACCAGGACAUCACGACGAGAUGUCAACAAGUGAGUUUAAGAGGAUGCUCGCAGUGCUAAUGCUAACGCUAGGUUACGUUUAGAGUGAAAUGAUGACUCAGGAAACACCUUGAAAGGCUAAAGCAACUUUGCAUAUUCUCUCAUGCAAGAUAAAAUAAAAAUCUUACAAUAUUUUCAAGCUGCUACGGGGUCCUUCAGGGGUCCUACUUUGUCAGCAGUUGUUCACACAGAUGCUUGAUCAAAUUUUUUUCGUUAAUUGGCCGAUGUUGGGGGGGAAAAAAGUCCAUAUAUUGAUCUGAUGAAUCUAUCCGAAACGCAAUUGUUCUCAGCUGGGGGUGUCCAAACUAUGAAAAGUAUGAAAAUAUCACUGCAAAUGGCUACUACAAGCUUAAAUUCAGCCUACACUUUGUUGCACUUCUCAGCUUCAACACUAGAUGGGGCUUGUCAAUUAUGCGCAGCAUCUACAUGAGCAGCACUUCGAUCGCUGCCAUCCGCCACAGUCAAAAUAGAUAGAAUGUCUCUAAAUGAAAAAAAUUACAAAAUAGCUAAAUGAAAUGUUGUGAUACUUUGUAUCCCAAAAGGUUAUCAAUAUGCUCCCGCCAAGAAUAAAAACAAAAACAAAAAAAACAAGUUGCUACGGAGCUCAUAAAGGGACAUCGACAGAAAUUAAAGCAAUCUGGUGCGCACCAGAAACUAUCUGGUAAACAUUAGCGUUAUAUAACAUUUAGGCUAGCGGGCUUUUGCUAUGCAAGUUAGCCAAUUGUUUUAAAUAUUAGCAUUAUAUCGUAUUUAAGCUAAUUGACUUUUGAUAUGCAAGUUAGCUAAUUGUAGUCAACAUUAG